Molecule: messenger RNA, 3712 nt
Organism: Ochlerotatus camptorhynchus
Lineage: Eukaryota; Metazoa; Arthropoda; Insecta; Diptera; Culicidae
Product: spermatogenesis-associated protein 20
Exons: 5
Coding region: 229-2799 (856 amino acids)
Biological process (GO): carbohydrate metabolic process
Source: RefSeq, a predicted model, not a curated record
GAGCAUUCGUCGUCAUCACGUCAUUACAUUUUGUCAAUAUUUUGCUCCCAUUGACACCAACAGCAAGAUUGCAGUCGCACAAUCUGCUCCAAAAAAAACCUUUCUUCGGUUCCAGUGAAAAAGACAAAAAUCAAGUGCUUUAGAGAUUGAAAUACUGAACAACCCGUGCUAGUGGACAGUGAACAGAGUAUCCACAUCCCAAUCAACUUUCGUUCCCCAUGUUCUGCUAUGUUCCACGGUGCCGCAGCGAAACUAAACCAUCAUCUGGCAGGCUAUUUGCGUACUAGUUGUAGCUCUUCGGUGGCCAGUGGCAGUGGCAGUGGCAUCCUUCCGAAAUCCUGGCAACGGAGAAGGUGGUCCACUGCAACAGCAGCAUCCAACGAUCCAGAGCGUAAUAGUUGGAUCCAUCAUCAUCAUUACUUCUGCCGUCAGCGACGUCGAACCAUAGCAGCAACGACAGCAUCAGCCUUCGUCAUCUCGAACUCCGAUCAAUAUCUUCCACCGCAAGUGGGACAAAUUUGCUCAAUUCACACCGACGCACCGGUCAACAUGGCUUCCGGCGAAGCGGGACCAUCGGGCAAACCGAAGCACACCAAUCGGUUGAUCAACGAGAAAUCUCCCUACCUGUUGCAGCAUGCCCACAACCCGGUGGACUGGUAUCCCUGGGGCGAAGAGGCCAUUGCCCGCGCCAAAGCGGAGAACAAGCUCAUCUUCCUCUCGGUCGGAUACAGCACCUGCCACUGGUGCCACGUAAUGGAGAAGGAAUCAUUCGAAAACGAAGACGUGGCUGAGAUUAUGAACGAGAACUACAUCAACAUCAAGGUCGAUCGCGAAGAACGGCCCGAUAUCGAUAAGCUCUACAUGACGUUCAUCCUGCUGAUCAACGGAUCCGGUGGGUGGCCAAUGUCUGUUUGGUUGACGCCCGAUUUGGCACCCGUGACCGGUGGAACGUACUUUCCCCCGAAAGAUCGCUGGGGAAUGCCCGGCUUCACGACGAUCUUGCUCAAGCUGAAGAUCAAGUGGGCCACUGAUGGGGAAGAUUUGGCUUCGACGGGUAGAAGCAUAAUCGAAGCCAUUCAGAAGAAUGUCGAGGAGAAGCAUCACGAAGAUCCAGAGCGAGUGUUUACUCCGGAGGAAAAAUACCGCCAAGCGGUUACGAUUUACAAGCGAAAUUUCGAUCCCAUCUGGGGAGGAUCCCUUGGGGCCCCCAAAUUCCCGGAGGUGUCCAAGUUGAAUCUUAUUUUCCAUGCCCAUCUACAGGAUCCUUCGACUAAAAUUUUGGGCGUGGUACUGAACACAUUGGACAAGAUGGCAGCGGGGGGUAUCUACGACCAUGUGUUCGGGGGCUUUGCAAGGUAUUCAGUGGACAAGAAGUGGCAUGUGCCGCACUUCGAAAAGAUGCUCUACGAUCAGGGUCAACUGUUGAUGACUUAUUCCAAUGGGUAUAAGACGACGAAGAAGCCGCUGUACCUUGAGGUGGCGGAUUCCAUUUACAAAUACAUUUGCAAAGACUUGCAACAUCCAGCGGGUGGAUUCUACAGCGGAGAGGACGCGGAUUCCCUUCCCACGUGGGAAAGUAAGGAUAAGAUCGAAGGUGCUUUCUACGCUUGGACGUACGCCGAAGUGCGGGAUCUUCUGAAGGCGAAUCUCGAAAAAUUCGGUGAUAUCGGUAAGGUAGAUCCGGUAGAAUUGUACACCGAACAUUAUGAUAUCCAACAAACGGGAAAUGUGGAACCCAGCAGCGAUCCCCACGGGCAUCUGCUGGGUAAGAACAUUCUAAUCGUUUACGGAUCGGUACGUGAAACGGCGGAAAAGUUCGAAACUACUCCAGAAGUAGUCGGUUCAAUUUUGAAGAUCGGCAACGAGUUGCUGCACGAAGUGCGUGACAAACGACCCCGACCUCAUCUGGACACUAAAAUUAUUUGCGCCUGGAAUGGUCUGGUACUGUCCGGGCUGUCGCAACUAUCGUGCAUCAAAGAUGCACCGAACCGAGCCGAGUAUCUCAAGACAUGCUCAAAUCUAGUCUCGUUCAUCCGGGAGAAUCUCUACGAUGCACAAGCUCGAAAGUUACUUCGCUCCUGCUACGGAGAUGAGAGCGAUAAAGCCAAGGCAUUAGAAACUCCAAUUCACGGGUUUAUUGAUGACUACGCCUUCCUGAUCAAGGGUCUGAUCGAUUACUAUCGAGCCUCACUAGACGAAAGUGCACUUAGAUGGGCGAAGGAACUGCAGGAGAUCCAGGACCAGCUCUUCUGGGACCACAAGAACAGUGGCUACUACUACUCAGAGGCAAACUCGGCCAACGUUGUCGUACGGUUGAAGGAAGAUCACGACGGUGCGGAACCUUGCGGUAACAGCGUCUCCGCUUACAAUUUGAUUAUACUAGGAGACUACUUUGAGUGUGCUGCAUUCCGAGAGAAGGUCACCAAGUUGUUUAGUUACUUCUCGAACGUUACUCCAUUCGGUUACGUCCUACCGGAAAUGAUGUCGGCCAUGUUGUUGCAGGAGCACGGACGGGAUAUGCUCGUGGUUGUUGGCCCCGAUGGACCGGAGGACACGGCUCUGGUGGAUGCCGUACGGGAUUUCUAUAUGCCCGGUUUACUCAUCGUUCGGCUGGAUCCGAGCUUGCCGGAACACAGCCUCGGAGGCAAGACGCUCAAAAGCUUCAAGAUGAUCCAGGAUGCACCGACGGCUUACAUGUGUCACAACAAGGUUUGCCAACUGCCGGUCACCGAGCCGGAGAAGUUAACCGAAGAUCUGGUCACCAUGUACGUGUUUGAUUACGCCGAGUACGAAAACUGAUUUUUCGAGGCUUAAGGUUCUCUGCGCGCAUUGGGUGUCAUAGGUGUUUAACUCUAGAACUCGGGAACUGCAGGAACUGGCGGCCGUCAGAAACGAAAUCGCAACAAUAGAAAUGACAGUUUGAUUAAGUCGAUUGAAGGAUAUUUCACAUAAUACAUUAGCAUAAAUUGAGUACGUUUCUACGUUUAUCUUUGCAUGUCAUUAGAGUCAUCAGUGUUUAUCGUAAUUGUUUCCUAUCACGGCAAGUUACAGAAAAUAAGAUACAUAUUCUAAAAAGUAAAUCGAAAACUAGCACACCGAAGCGAAUGAAUAUCAUAGAAAUUAAUGUUGGUAGUAGAAUCAUAUUGAACAAGUAAUGAAGUAAUUUUAAUCAAAACAUUUCUAUCAGACCUCAAGUUUUUGAAACAUUUUAAUCAUCAAAAUAAAUCUCUUAUUGCAUCACAAAGCUAUUAGUACGUACUAACUAAAUAGAAGAACAAUUGUCGAUAGGCGCACGGAACAUUACCCGGUUUUUUUUUAUUCUUCAUAGAAUAAAUAGCAGUCCACUUACACGGAUCUAAUCAAACGCAAGGAAAAUCUAACGAGAAUUGAGCUACGAGCAAAAUACAACACUAUGUGAUCUAGCGAUUAAACUACAAGCAAAUAUCUAAAACAAGGUGCCAAUAUUUGGUUGCGAACACAAGGGGAACUCCAUAUGAUACCAGAAGUAAGGCAAUUUGUUUGUUAAGCGUUUUGAAAACGUUGCAAUGGAACUAACAGUAGCAGUGUUUUUUUAGAAAGGGAAUAUGCGCUGAUAUGCAAUAGUAAACCUAUUAUUAUGGACGUAAAGCGUCAUCGUUACCAAUUUUAUUGUGUCGUUUUUAAAACAAGCAAACACUCUAAGGUUAAUCUAAUAAAGCAAAAAUUGAGAAUA